Messenger RNA from Ectocarpus siliculosus, 753 nucleotides. The record is from the annotation of a GenBank genome assembly. Lineage: Eukaryota; Phaeophyceae; Ectocarpales; Ectocarpaceae.
AUGCGUGUAUGCUCCAACGCGGACGCCCUUGACCGUGUUCCCAACCGCGAGGGUCUGGAAUUGCGGACAGUGCGGUGGUCCGGGCUGCUCCACGUUUGGCAAGGACCUCGGGUUGGGGGCCGAGGACUGCUGCGAGGGUACCAUCCUCGAGCUCGGGGAGCUGUUGAGAAGCACGAUGGUACCACCCCGUCCCCCGUGACGCCUUCCAAGCCCACGUCGGAGCCCACUUCGAAACCCACUCCUGUACCCGAGGCUAGGACGACCCCGCCCCCUGUGACGGAGCCUACCGUGGAACCUACCUCGAAACCCACCCCUGUACCCGAGGAUAGGACGACCCCCUCCCCUGUGACGGAGCCUACCGCAGAACCUACCUCGACACUCACUCCUGUACCCGAGGAUAGGACGACCCCUUCCCCUGUGACGGAGCCUACCGCGGAACCUACUUCGAAGCCCACUCCUGCACCCGAGACUAGGACGACCCCGUCCCCCGUAACGGAGCCUACCACGGAACCUACCUCGAAACCCCCCCCUGUACCCGAGGCUAAGACGACCCCCUCCCCCGUGACGGAGCCUACCGCGGAACCUACCUCGAAACCCACCCCUGGACCCGAGGCCGGGCCCGCGACCGCUCCGAGUGGAGGCGGGGGCGAUGACCCUGGGGAGUAUCAGGAGCUUCUCGAACGCCACAACCAGAUCAGGCGAGAGAGAGUGGGGAAGGUGCAUGCACGGCGCCGACCCCCUGGUCUGGAGUGA